Molecule: messenger RNA, 2728 nt
Organism: Agelaius phoeniceus (red-winged blackbird)
Lineage: Eukaryota; Metazoa; Chordata; Aves; Passeriformes; Icteridae
Gene: VCAM1
Product: vascular cell adhesion molecule 1
Biological process (GO): cell-cell adhesion
Cellular component (GO): plasma membrane
Molecular function (GO): integrin binding
Source: RefSeq, a predicted model, not a curated record
UCCAGAGACAAAAGCAGGGUGCCAGUCCCUUAAUAGAGUUGCAACUGGUUUCAAGCAUUAUUUGAUUUAUCAGUAUGUGUACAGACACACAAACGUACAUAUUUUGCUACUGCAAAAUGCUUUCUCUUGAAUACUUGUCAUUUUGGCUUGAUGGAAGUAAAAAUUGGUUCAUUCCCAGUUGCUUCUAUUUGGAAGGUCAGUUUCUUCAGGACUUUCAGUCCAUUUCCAGAGAGGGGAGUGUAACAAAAUCUAGGUAAAAAAGAGAUUUAAUUUGUGUGUAUCUUAAAAAAAAUUAAUAAAAUAAACUGAGCAAUCUCUGUAAUUCUUACCUAUAUGGAAGAUUUAAAAAUUAUGAAUCUUGAAUUCUGCAAAGUUAAGUCAUUUAAUUCCUUUCUGACAUCUGUGUAAUAUUUCUACCUGUUAGUGAGCCAGUCCACUGGGGGACAAUAAAGAUAACAUUCUAUAAACACAAGGCAGCAAAAAUACCCAGCCAAGCACAGUACUUCAGAAUAUGAACCAUUGUAAGAGAAUAAAAAAGAAUAUAUUCUGGAAGAUAAGUUGAAGGAUAAUCCAUUAGUAGCAGUGCACUUUUCAGGGGCCAGUGUAGGAGAAUCCAAGUUCUGCAUUUCUUGCAGGUACGAUGGUCUGUUAUAGAUCUUGCUUUCAUCAUUCCCCUUUUUCUGCCUUGGUUCAUAGGGACAUCCAUGUACCUCAUGACUGAAGAGCAGGAAGGAUGUGGCAAACAGGGAAGUGACUAAUGAACAAGGGUAUUGCAGAGCUGCUGCUGUUAAAGGUUUUGAAAUGGAAAUUAUACCUGCUGAGAGAAUUGUGGCACAGAUUGGAGGCACACUCAUACUCACAUGCAAUACUACUGGCUGUGCAUCACCACGUUUUUCCUGGAGAACCCAGAUGGACAGCCCCCUUGGAGGAAAAGUCAGCAACCACAGGACAUAUUCUACAUUGACUAUGAAUCCAGUUGGCAUUGUGAAUUCUCAUUCUUAUCUUUGUACUGUCAUAUGUGGUGAGAGAGGGAAAAAGGAGAAGAGUGUCAAAGUUGAACUUUACUCUUUCCCCAGUGAUCCUGUCAUUGAGAUCAGCCAAUCCUUAGUUGCUGGAGAACCAGCCCCUGUCAUCUGUAGAAUUCCUGAUGUGUAUCCUUCUCAUCACCUGGAAGUUCUCCUAAAGAAAGAUGAACAUGUUCUUCAUGAGAAAGAUUUUUCAGACGAUGACAGCACAAAUACAGAGACCAAAAUUGUGACAUAUACAUUUCAUCCCAUGGCUGAAGAUGCUGGGAAAGAGAUUACCUGUGUGGCCAGGUUACCAAUUGCUGAUAUGGAUUUUGAACCCAAAGAAAGAACAUCUUCUCAGAAACUUGAUGUAAAUUUUGGUCCACAAAAUACUGCCAUUACUGUAUCUCCAGGCAACUCCCCAAUGGAAGGAGAUUCUCUGAACCUCACUUGUGUGACUCAGAGUAACCCACCAGCACAAAUAGUUUGGCAUAAACAUUUGGCUGAAGAAAGCAUUCAGCAUCUGAUAAAAAACAAUGUUCUUUUUAUUCCCCGUGUCCAUUUCAAUGAUUCAGGACGGUACAGCUGUGAAGUAAUCAAUCUAGUAACUAAUAAAACAGAAGAAGCAACUGUGGACAUUAUUAUACAAGGUGCUCCAGUCAUUACAAAACUCUCCAUUGAACCUUCUACAACCGUUCAGGAAGGACAAAAUGUCUCCAUACAAUGUUCUGCUGAAAGCAACCCUCCUCCCAAGAUAAUUUUAAGGAGAAAAUCUGACAAUGCAGACAUAGGGACUUCUAGUGCCAGGAGUAUUCUUCUUCCAUCUGUGAUGUUCCAAAAUGGAGGAGACUAUGAAUGUGUAGCAGAAAAUAAGUAUGGGAACAGUAAAAGUGAAAUCACACUUAAUGUGAAAUAUGGACCAAAGAAUACAAUGAUCACUGUUUUCCCUGCUGCUCUUAAAGAAGGGGAAACUGUGACAAUGAAAUGUACUAGUUCUGGUAAUCCAGCUCCUGUGAUCUCCUGGAAGAAAAAGAAAGCCACCGGGGAGUCUGAGAAAAUUUCUAAAAAUGCAACUAUAACUAUACAGAACUUGAAAAGUCAAGAUCUGGGGCUUUAUGAAUGUGAAGCUUAUAAUCAAUUUGGCAAGGAAGAAAAAGCUGUGGAAUUAUAUGUUCAAGCAAGAUUGGAAGAACCAGAUCAGAUGAUCCCAUUCAUUAUUGCAUUCUCAUCUGUAGCAGCAGUAGCAGUACCUGCAGUUGCAAUUUUGAUCUAUGUGUCAAGACAAGCAAAGAUCAAUGGAUCCUACAGUCUUGUAAAAGCACUCAGGUUGAAAGUUUGAUCAUGUGAAUAUAAGUGUUUAGUUGAUAAUAAGCACUUUUAUUUAUUGCUGUGACUGGUUCUACUCUUCUGUAACAUAUGGUAACAAACAAGUGACUUAAGAACAGCACCAUGUGAUAGCAAAUGGGCUUAUUUUCAUGUUCUGAUAAGUGUUUUGGUAUUUAAAUGAAAGGAAGACCUAGAAUCCUGACCUAGAAAUUGGUAAAUCAUUUCUGUGUUGAAGCAUUCUGAACAAAGAGUUCUGUGAAGAACUAGGUUUGUACAUAGUGUAUAAUUUGUGUUAUAAAUGUGUUCGAUUAAAUAUCAGUUUGUAAAACUGAAAUCUUAUUGCAACUGUACAGAGAAAUUUUGUUAAUUCAAAGAUAAAAAUCAAUAUUGCUUGA